Lucilia cuprina (Australian sheep blowfly) is the source of this 8542-nucleotide messenger RNA. RefSeq names its product paired amphipathic helix protein Sin3a (gene Sin3A). The coding region runs from base 1528 to 8427 and encodes 2299 amino acids. Gene Ontology annotation, biological process: negative regulation of transcription by RNA polymerase II. Lineage: Eukaryota; Metazoa; Arthropoda; Insecta; Diptera; Calliphoridae. The record is from RefSeq and is a predicted model, not a curated record. Gene Ontology annotation, molecular function: transcription corepressor activity. Gene Ontology annotation, cellular component: chromatin. The transcript is spliced from 12 exons.
AGAUCCGGUCAGCUGCGUUGCAAGACGUCGUCGUUUAAUAUAAAAAAUUUUUUUUUGGGUGAACACAAGAGUUGAAAAAAUAUAUUUUUUUUUGCUUGCUAAAGUGUUUCAUUGUGUCUCUGUGUGUGUAAUUUUAUUAGAAAAGAAAAUUUAAGAAAAAAUUAAAAAAUAUAUAUUGAAAUUAAAAAAAAUAUUAAGAAAAUUGUAAACAACAGCUUAUGGAUUAAGUAGAAAACAAGUUAAACGAGAAAAAAACAUUAUUAUUAUAAUAAUAAAAGAAAAAUACCUGUUUAAUAAAGAAAAAAUUAGAAAAAAAUCUUUAAAAGGUGUUGCUUAACAAAAUGGCGAAAGUGACAAAAAAUUCAAGUGCAUUAGGAACACUUUAGUAUUUUUUGGGAUAUUAAAGUAAAAAAAAACACCUUAUAAAGUAUAGGGGAAUAGUUUUCAAGAAAAAAAUAUAUAGAAAAAAGCCAAGGAACUUUUAAAGUGUGCUGUAUGUAUGGGACCGUAUGCCACGAGUUUCUCGUUUAAAAAAAUCUGUCUACAAACAGGCCUGCUGCUGCCUCAUCAUCAGCUACAAUUGUAGAGCAUAGAGUAGUAGUGACGUAGAGGAUAACCCCAUACGGUUGGUCUUUAAAUAAGCAAAUAAUCUAUUGCUUUUAAGAAUUUUAAUAGAAAUUAUUCACAAUUUGUUGGAAAAAUUCAAAAAAGUGCUUUAAAAAAAACUUACAAUCUUAAAUUAAAAUAAAUUGCAGCUGUGUUUAAAAUUCUCUAAUUAUAGAAAUUUCUUGAACAUUUAGUUAUAUUAAGAUUUUGAAGAAUUACUAAUCGUAGCAGGUCAACACCAAUUUAAACUGACCUUAACACUCUCAACUAAAUAAUACAACGUCAACAAUAACAACAACACGGAAUAAAUAAACUCUUGUUCAAAUCGAACAAUUGUUUAUCAUAGCUAAAGGAUUAAAAAAAAAGGAAUAGUAUACAAAGUAAUUUGUAUACGCAAAAUACACACAUUAAUUUAAAGUAAAAACAAGUGUAAAAUGCAAAAUAAUCCAAUGAAUAAACGACGUAAUUAUAAUAUACAAAAAUUCAAAAAAUACCAACAAUUGCAAUUGCAACAACAUCAAAUCUUACUAAAACAAUUAGUAGUUACAAAUAUAGAAAAACGUUAUAAGCGUUAGACAAAAAAUCUCUCCCCUAUAUUUAUUAAAAGAUAAUAAUAUUUAUAAAAAUAAAACAAAAUAAAAAUAGUAAUAAAGUUUUCCACAUACAAAAUAAAUAAACACUAAUAAAAGUGUUAUUCAAUAUUUACAACAAGUUACAUAUAAAAUAAUAGAAUUUCAAAAGAUAAACUAAACAAAAAAAAAAAAAAAAGAAAAUAACAAAAAAAGACCGCUUAACUUAAUUUAAAAAAAAGUUAGAAAAAAAACCAACAAGUUUAUACUUUUUGCGACUUUCUCUAUCUCUAUCUCUCUCUCGCUUACGCAAAAGUUUAAAAGCAAAAUAUUAAAAGUGAAACCAUUAAAAAUGAUGAAACGUACUCGCGAAGAAGUACAAUAUGGUGCACGCCCAGGUCCUGGCGGUGUGGGUGGUAGUGGUGGCGGAGGAGGAGGAGGUGGUGGUGGUGGCGGCGGUGUUAUUCCCACCACAGCUGGUGUUGUAGCGGGUACAGCAAAUGUCACCACAGGCGCUUUAAAUAUUGGCACUGUUGUACCCGGUCCACAUACAACAGCUGGUGGUGGUAGUGGUGGUGGUAAUACUGCCUUAAAUGUUGGAUUGGGAGCUGGCAAUAUAGCAACGGCAGGUUCCAUUGCCCACCAUCGUAUAUUGACACCACAACAUGGUGGCGCUCAAACUAUAGCCUAUUUACCCUCAACAACACCCGUUACAGCAACUAAUCUUAAGUCUGGUGGUGUUGUAGCUGACAGCAGUGCUGGCGGUAAUAAUGAUGGCAGCAAUACUGUCAGUGGUGGAGUCGGUGGUGGGGGUGUAAUAGGUACCGGCAGCGGCAGUGGUGGUCGCAUAACACAAUUAAGUGGUGGUAACACAGUGGUGACAUCAGGUGUUGGUGGUCCUGGUUCGGGAAAUGCUAAUACUGUUGUCCAACCUCAAACUGUACAGUAUUCAACCUCCUAUAAUGUCUCUUCCCUACCCACUGGUGGUACCAUCAAAACAGGACCCGAUGGUGGUGUACAAAUUCAUGUUACCGGCGGCACUGCCGGCUCCGUACCCAUAGUUACCAAUCCAACUGUGCCACAAACCGCCAACUCUGUACGUCAACGUACAAUAAGUGGUACACAAAGUAGUAGUAUAUCGUCAUCUUCACAGCCUCUCGUGCAGCAGCAACAGCAACAGGCAACAACAGCACAGACUCCACAAUUAACAGGCGGCGGCGGAACAAUCUCAACACCACAACCCGGUCAACCAGGAGCACCACCCCGCCUCAAAGUGGAGGACGCACUAAGUUAUUUGGAUCAAGUUAAGUAUCAGUACUCUGAUCAGCCACAGAUCUAUAACAACUUUUUGGAUAUAAUGAAAGAAUUCAAGUCACAUUGUAUUGAUACGCCGGGAGUUAUACAAAGAGUAUCGACUCUUUUUAAGGGUCAUACAGAGUUAAUCUAUGGCUUUAAUAUGUUUUUGCCACCCGGCUAUAAAAUCGAAAUUCAUUCCGAUGAAUUGGGCUGUUCAGUACCAGUAGUAUCAAUGCCUUCACCACCGGGAUCGGCACCAGGAAGUGGUACAACCAUACAUGCGGUUUCCGGUACGGCUAUGACUAAUUUGAGUCAUAAAACAAGUAGUGGUGGUACUACAGCUACGGUACAUCAACUACAGACUACCGGCACAGGUGUGGCGGUAAAUCUAAUGACACAUGGCGGUGCUUCACUGUCACAAACAACUAUACAUGCUUUACAGCCGCCCUCAGCAGCCGCACAACAAUCACCCAGUGGUGCAGCCGGUAGUGGUGGUCAUACACCCACUCAUGUACCACAUGCUAGUGCAUCGCCAGCACCGGCUCAAGUAACGGUGGCAGCUGUUAAUGCGGCGCCACCACCCAAUAUGCCACAAAAUUAUUCGCGUGAUCGUGAGCGCAGUGCGACAGCUGCCAAUAUAGCCUCUACAGCCGGUGGCAUGGUUGUGGGUGGCACACCAACGUCUAAUGCAAUAAAUGAUCUUAAUCCUCAGACGGCCGCUCAAGCUCAUCACAAUUUACAUCAUAUUUCUCAAGCUCAUCAGUCCAUGAUGUUGGCAGAAUCAGCAGCCGCACCGGGAUCAGCGCCCCAACAGCCAGUAGAAUUCAAUCAUGCCAUAACUUAUGUUAAUAAAAUAAAGAAUCGUUUCCAAAAUCAACCCGAAAAGUACAAAAAAUUCCUCGAAAUUUUACAUACUUAUCAGAAAGAGCAGAAAGUCAUUAAAGAAGGUUCAACGGGUGGAGUCAAUCAGGGAAAAACCCUUACCGAACAGGAAGUCUAUACUCAAGUGGCCAAACUAUUCGGUCAAGAUGAGGAUCUUUUACGUGAAUUUGGACAAUUCUUACCCGAUGCCACUAAUCAUCAAGCCCAACAGUAUAUGACAAAGUCUCAUAAUGAUCAUAAACGUGCUACGACAGCAUCAUUAAGUGGUGGUGCCCAUAUAACUAUGUCACCGGCAGGUGCUUCGGCCACUGGCUCCCCAUUACACUUGAGUAGCGGGGCCACGUUGUCGCAAAUCAGUGCUACAUCUCAUGCAGCAGCUUUGGGCAAUCUAACGGCAGUAAAUACCAGUGUCAGCUUAAAGUCCACCUACAAUAACUCUCAGCAAAAUCAUAUAAGCUCGGGUCGCGAUAGUAGUAGUGGAGUACCCACGGGUGCUGGCCCAGCUGGUGGUGAUAUAUAUGAUAAAGAUUUUCGUGGCAGUGGUCCAGGAGGAGGAGUACAUGUUAAUGUUCAUCAUCAGGUGGGUUCACAUCAUCAUUUGCCAGGAGCUGGAGCAACUGGUGCUGGUGGAAAUUUAAGCAGAUCUUACGAUACUAAAGAUACACACCGCAGUAAUCAUCAUGCGGCAUCUGUAGUAACAGGCGCACAAAAAUACAUGGCUCACCAUCAUCAUCCCCACAAUCAAACCGCCUCAAAUAUGGCACCCAAUAUGGGUAAUAUGACCAGCCAUAUUUCAAAGAAAUCUCCCAGCUAUAGUGGUCUCCCCUCGGGCAUACCCUCUAGUGGUUUGUCACAUAUCGGUGGAGUUACAAAUACCAGCGGUCUUAAUUAUGUCACUUCCCAAGCCAAUGCCUAUCACAAUCAAAUAACCCACACAGGAUCACGCAGACAUGCAGUCGAUGAUAUAGGUGGUGUAGGAGGCCUGGGUGUACCACCGACAAAACGUCACAAACCCAUUUGUCGCGACAUUUCCUUUUCAGAGGCCUCACGCAAGUGCAGCAUACAAGAUGCUGCCUUCUUCGAUAAAGUACGCAAAUCACUGCGUAGUCCCGAAGUUUAUGACAACUUUUUGCGUUGCCUAACGCUAUACACACAAGAAAUUGUUUCCAAGACUGAACUGCUCACCCUGGUUACACCGUUCCUUAGUAAAUUUCCAGAUCUAUUCCGUUGGUUUAAUGAUUUUCUCGGUCCACCCAUUUCCCAAGUGUCGGGAUCAACGUGCGGUGUUGGCGGCAAUAGUGGCAGCGGCACUGGUGGUGGCAUUAAUUCCGGUCAUCAUUUAGAGGGUUUACCCCUGCAAGCGGCCCAACGACAGAGUGGUGCAAACAGUAAUAGCGGUUCUGCGGCGCAUGCAGGCAAUCUAAAUGAUCGUCAAAAUAGUUUACAAAACAGUGAUCAUCAUCAAGAAAUUGAUUUGUCAUCGUGUAGACGUUUGGGCGCAUCGUAUUGUGCUCUGCCGCAAACAACAAUACCGAAAAAAUGUUCUGGUCGUACACCACUGUGUCGUGAGGUACUAAAUGAUAAAUGGGUUUCAUUUCCCACCUGGGCUAGUGAGGAUUCAACAUUUGUAACAUCGCGUAAAACACAAUUUGAGGAAACCAUUUACAGGAAUAUUCACAGAACUGAAGAUGAACGCUUCGAAUUGGAUGUGGUUAUCGAAACGAAUAGUGCAACAAUACGUGUCCUAGAAGGAGUACAAAAGAAAAUGUCACGCUUAUCACCCGAAGAAUUGGCACGCUAUCAUUUAGAUGACUAUUUGGGUGGCACAUCACAGACAAUACAUCAACGUGCCAUUUAUCGUAUAUACGGCGAAAAAGCCGGUGAAAUUAUACAGGGUCUUAAAAAGAAUCCCUCCGUUGCGGUUCCUAUAGUCUUAAAACGUUUAAAGGUCAAAGAAGAAGAAUGGAGAAAUGCUCAAAAGGGUUUCAACAAACAAUGGCGUGAACAGAAUGAAAAGUAUUAUCUUAAAUCUUUGGAUCAUCAGUCUAUCAAUUUUAAACCCAAUGAUAUGAAAGCAUUACGCUCUAAAAGUCUAUUCAAUGAAAUUGAAACACUUUAUGAUGAGCGUCACGAUCAAGAAGAUGAAAAUGGUGAACCCAGCACUGGUCCACACUUAACAUUACCCUAUAAAGAUAAAACCAUCUUAGAUGAUGCUGCCAAUCUCUUAAUACAUCAUGUUAAAAGACAAACUGGCAUACAAAAACAAGAAAAAACCAAAAUUAAACAUAUUUUAAGACAAUUUGUGCCUGAUUUAUUCUUUUCCACAAGGCAGCCCUUAAGUGAUGAUGAACGUGAAGAUGUAUUUCCAUUUUUAUUAGAUGACAAUGAUAAAAUGGAUGUAGAUUCCAUAUCAUGCAAACAGGAUAAAUAUAAAAGCACAAAUGUAACAGCAACUGGAGCGGCAGCAACAACGUUAUCAACAGUAGGUACAGCAUCAACGACGACAACAACUUUAACAGCGGCUGGAACAACGACGGCUAUUAAAACAGAAGUUGAUGCUAUGGAAACAAAAGAUGCGAUAACAAUAACGAGCACAACUCCUGUCAUAAAUCAUACAAGCGAAGCCCAAACGACAACAGCAAAUCCCAUGGCUACAGCUGGUACAACGUCCAACGCAACAGGCGCUACAUUAACAUCCUCCUCUUCCUCCUCUAACACCAGCACCUCCUUGGCAAGUGAUAUUAAACAAUUAGAGUCUAGCAAUAAUAAAAAUGCUGAAACAGCUUCAGCCACCUCUAUAGCAAUAGCCACCAUAACCACUACUAGUGGUACAAUGACAACUAUGGCCAAUGCUAAUGCUACAACAUCUGCAACCAGUGAAGGAAAAACUACAGCAGCUAGUGGCUCGUUAACAGGUGAUUUAAAUGCAAAAUCUGAAGGUAUAACAGCAGCAGCAACAACGACAACAGCAUUUGCCGGCAAUAACAAUAGUUUAACAACUACCACCACAGCGGCCAAUACAACAACUACAACAAGUGUAUUGUCCAGCAGCAAUUUAGCAUCAUCCAAUAACACCACAACUACCGGUCACACGGGCAUGGCUGUAACAGAUGAGAGUAUCAAAACGGAAAUUAAACAAGAAGACGAAGAAAUGCCUUGCUCCGAUAUACCCGUACCGCCCCAUGCCAUUAGCAAACACAUGGAUGAAGCCUACACGCUAUUUUUUGCCAACAACAAUUGGUAUUUAUUCUUUCGUCUACAUGCCAUACUUUGCGAACGUUUACGCACCAUGUAUGAGCGUGCCCAGCUAAUAGCUGCCGAAGAAGAGAAAUACAAACAAAAUCGUCGUGAAAAUAUUGCUCAAGCUUUAAGACUGAAACCCAAAUCCGAGGUUAGUGUUGAAGACUAUUAUCCAACCUUCUUGGAUAUGUUGAAAAAUGUGCUAGACGGUAAUAUGGAUUCAAAUACAUUCGAAGAUCAAAUGCGUGAAAUGUUUGGCAUACAUGCAUACAUAUCAUUUACCCUGGACAAAGUGGUCUCGAAUGCCGUCAGACAAUUGCAAAAUUGUGUUACCGAACGUACGGCAUUAGAAUGUGUUGAACUAUUUCAUUUGGAGCAAAAGAAAGGAGCAGCUGGUGGUCUUUGUCGUAAUGCUCAUAAAACAUUUAAUGCUGAAAUGCAAUAUCAACGUAAAGCAGAAGAAAUAUUACACGAAGAGAAUUGCUUUAAAAUCUAUAUUUACAAAAUUGAUUGUCAUGUUACGAUUGAACUUUUGGACACAGACAGUGAAGAUGUUACCGAACGUGAGAAACCUGUUAAUAAAGUUAAGACCUGGUCAAAAUAUGUUGAACGUUUAGCUAAUCCUGCCUCUUCAGCAAAUACAACAAAUGCUAAUUCACCCAAUAAUAAUAAUAACAAUAACAACAAUAAUAAUAACAAUACCACAAAUAUGGAUACAAGCAAUAAUUUAACAAACAACGAAAUUAAAUCUGAACGUUGGGAUGAAGAUGGAAUGGAUUUGCACUUGUUGCGUAAACCACGUUUUCUUAAACGCAAUAAACGUUCUGCCUGUCUAAGGGCUGAACAAUUACGUUUAUUACAGGAACGUAAAUCACUUAUGACAGGUGCUGGUGGUGGGGGUGGUUCUUCAUCCACAGAUUCUGCCUCAAGUGUGGGUCAUUCUUCUUCAUCCGAUAAUAAUAAUCCUUUAAAUGCUGCCGCCGAUUUACAUAGUUUCUGGAGUAAACGUCCUCCCGAGCGUUUGGGUAGUUCAGCGUUAGUUUGUCCCGGUGGUGAGAAAUACUUUAUAAAUGAUCGUGAUGAAAUCAAAUUAAAUGCUUCCGGUCGUCAAGUGUUUGUUAUCAAUAAGAAUCUCAAAUUUUUCAAAUUGGACUCUGUGCGAAAAGCUAAAAUGUGUCAUCUACGUAUUACCCAAUGUAAAUUUAAACGUUUCCAACAAUUUGCACAACGUUGGCUAACAGCCCACGUUACGGCCGAACAGCAGCAGCAAUGCAACGAAUGGUUGCUGGGCAAUAACAACAGCAACAAUAACACGACAACAACAACAACAUCCACCUCCAACUCCUCGUCAACAACAAAUACUUGGUUAUUACCCAAAACUAAAGUUAUUGUACAAAAUGAUUUAAAAAAGACACCCUAUCGUCCAUAUCAACGUUAUAAAGUAUUAAGCAGUAGUAGUGUCGUCAAUACCGGAGGCAUUAAUAAUCUAAAUAUUUUAAAUACAACAACUAGCAAUUUAUAUAAUGCAGCUGUUAGUAGUUUAGUUAAUGCUAGUAUGGCCAAUAUUAAUGUAAGUUUAAUUAACACAAAUACCACUACUACACCAACAACAGGAAGUGGAGGAGUUGCAGCAAACAUAACAGCAGCUACAGGAGUUAAUUUAAAUACUUUAGCGAGUGUUACCUCCUUAAAUGCAAAUGCCACUGAGACCGGCUCAACAAAUGUUGGAAACUUAGCACCAACACCUCACUGCAAUAGUGUGGCAGGUUUGGCUCAGUCAUCAGUGGUAGUGGUGCAAGAACAACCGGCUCAAGUUAGACCCAUGGAAAGUUAAUUAUUAUUAUAAAACCUUAAUAACAAUUUAUAGAAAAAAAAGCUUCCAAAUGUUGUUUUUAACAUAAAAACUCCUUUGCAUUUUUAUUUUUUUUUUAAUUUUAAAUAAAAAUUUC